GUAACACCGCUCCUGUUCAUUGUCCAUGUAACAUGCUGUUGAGGAGAAGCUCGUUCAUUUAAGUAAACACGGCGUUCAAAUGGACCGCAGCUUGAAGAGACGGCAGGUAAAACCACUUGCUGCCUCUCUCCUUGAUGCCUUGGACUACGACAGUUCGGAUGACAGUGACUUCGAAGUUGGAGAUGCUUCAGGCUCCGAAGGCACCGGUAAUGGCAGUGACGAGGAAGAGUCUAAAGUGAGUGCUGCAGGUUCCGAAAGCGACUCGGAGAUUGCUGCUUCAGCAGACGAUGGCGUAGAUGACGAGAUCAAACACCUGGCUGCCGAAGACAACUUGACUGAGGAUGAGGAGAAGAACAAACAGCAGCCUUCCUCAGAUAGCUCCUCUAAAGAUAUCCCUUCUGUUGCCACAUCCAAAGGCAGGCGGAAAAGCAAGAAGACUUCAGAACCAGGCCCCGCUGCAGCGGAUGAACCUGAAUCAGCUCAGCUCAGCUCAGCUUCUGGAGGCAGCAGCGUAAAUGCUGAGGAGUCCCUGACGGAGCCCAAGAAAUGGAACUUCCGUAGGAAUCGGCCUCUGUUGGACUUCACUACCAUGGAAGAACUGAAUGAAAUAGAUGACUACGACAGCGAGGACGAUAAUGACUGGAGGCCCACCGCAGGGAGGAAGAAAGGCAAGACAGCUACUCAGAAAGGCGCCACGGAGGAAGAGGAGGGUGCUAGCGCUAGUGACGAUGACGAUGAUGACGAUAAUGAUGAUGAUGAUGAUGACAACGAUGAUGAUGACGACGACGACGAUGAAGACGACGAUGGCAAGGAAGAUGGUGAUGAUAACAACAACAACAACAGCAGCAGUGAUAGUGAUAAAGAGGUGAAGAAACCCAAGAAGAAGGUGAAGAGCAGCAGUGCCUUUGAUGACGAAUUGACCAAUGACAGUAUGUCCCAAGGAAAGGGUAACGAGGAUACUUUACUUGACCGUACACAGGCGUGGAACACUCACCACAUCCUCAUCUGCUGCGUUUGCUUAGGAGACAACAGUGAAGAUGCAGAUGAGAUCAUUCAAUGUGACAACUGUGGGGUGACUGUGCAUGAAGGGUGUUACGGUGUGGACGGUGAAAGCGACUCAAUUAUGAGCUCAGCCUCUGAAAAUUCAACAGAGCCAUGGUUCUGUGACGCCUGCAAGAACGGAGUGACUCCCAGCUGUGAGCUGUGCCCAAACCAAGAUGGCAUCUUCAAAGAAACAGAUGCUGGAAGGUGGGUGCAUGUGGUUUGUGCACUUUAUGUCCCUGGGGUAGCGUUUGGAGAUAUCGAUAAACUACGACCAGUGACGCUUACUGAGAUGAAUUAUUCAAAAUAUGGAGCAAAGGAGUGCAGCUUCUGUGAAGACACUCGCUUUGCCAGGACUGGAGUAUGCAUCAGCUGUGAUGCAGGAAUGUGCCGAUCCUACUUUCAUGUCACCUGCGCACAGAAAGAAGGACUUCUGUCUGAGGCUGCAGCUGAGGAGGAUAUUGCGGAUCCAUUUUUUGCGUACUGCAAACAGCAUGCCGAUCGCUUCGACAGGAAGUGGAAAAGGAAGAAUUAUCUGGCUUUACAGUCUUACUGUAAGGUCUCCCUGCAGGAGAGAGAGAAGCAGCUGACUCCUGAAGCUCAGGCCAGAAUCUCCACCCGCCUGCAGCAGUAUCGAGCAAAAGCAGAGCUGUCCAGAAACACUCGACCUCAGGCCUGGGUGCCCCGCGAGAAACUGCCUCGACCUCUGACCUCGAGUGCUUCGGCCAUCAGGAAGUUGAUGAGGAAGGCAGAACUGAUGGGCAUCAGCACAGAUAUUUUCCCCGUGGACACAUCUGAUGCCAACGCCAGCAUGGAUGGACGCAGAAAACACAAGCAGCCUGCCCUCACAGCAGACUUUGUCAACUAUUACCUCGAGCGGAACAUGCGAAUGAUCCAGAUCCAGGACAACAUCUCUGAGCAGAAGAACCUAAAAGACAAACUGGAGAGUGAGCAAGAAAAACUUCAUGUGGAGUACAACAAGCUCUGUGAGUUUUUGGAGGACCUGCUGAAUGUGAAUGGAACCUUGCGAAGUGAAGGCCAGGCCAUGUGGACCAUGCUGGGGGGCAUCGUGGGCCAGAAAUUAAACACUCCUGCAAUUUUAAAAGCUCCAAAAGAAAGAAAGCCAAGCAAGAAGGAAGGAGGAACUCCUGGAAAGUCAUCUAGCCUGCCGGCGAUACUUUACAGCUGUGGAAUCUGUAAGAAAAACCAGGACCAACAUCUGCUGGUGCUGUGCGACACAUGCAAGCUUUAUUAUCACCUGGGCUGCCUGGAGCCUCCACUAACACGAAUGCCCAAGAAGACCAAGAAUAGUUAUUGGCAAUGCUCUGAGUGCGACCAGGCCAGCAGCGAUGAAGCCGACAUCGCGAUGGAGACGUUGCCUGAUGGCACCAAGAGGUCCAGGAGACAGAUAAAAGGACCAAUCAAAUUCAUCCCACAAGAAAUGUCACCAGAACCCAAAAAACAGCAAGUGAGAGGCACGGUGUGAUGAGUGCCAGCUCUGCUAUCACUUCGGAUGCCUGGACCCCCCGCUGAAGAAAUCUCCCAAGCAGACAGGAUAUGGCUGGAUCUGCCAAGAGUGUGACACAUCCUCAUCCAAGGAGGAGGAGGAGGAGGAACCGCAGCUGCAGGAGAAUGAUCCUGUCAAACAGGAAGUGGCAGAGCAGGAGAUUCCAAAUUGAAGCUGAUGGAGAGUAUGUGGACGUCUCACCUCCCGUCUUUGCCUUUUCUGUUCAGACUAUAGCAGCGAAAACUUUCUACUAGCCUUCCAAAGUUUGGAUUCAGCCAGCAGUUAGCUUCCACUCUAGAAAGCUUAACAACCAGAGAUGUAUUUUAGAAAACACUAUUCAGAUAAUGAGAUUUUUAGUUUUAAGGGUAGAGUUUGUACUUAUAGAUGGAGCUGAACCGAUGGACAGUUUCUCUUGAUCAUUCAGGAGCUACAAAUGUCUGACAUUUCUGAAACACUCGAUGCAACCUGUUUUCAUACGUGAUUGAUCAGAAAAUGUGUUCUCAGAAUCCUGUUUACAAACUCAAGCAAGCACAUUGUGGCAGAACGUUUGAUUUCCUUUGAGCCCACAGAACACAUUUCUAUGCUGAGCACACCUUUACCUGCCUGACGUCAGCAGUGAAGCUUUUUUAUUGUCUUCAAACACAUUUCAUUUGACUGGUUGGUUUUUGAAUUGCGUGUUUAUUUUCCUUUUCUUUCGUAAAACAUCAGAAUCUGUUCCCACCGUUGUGUAAAGUAUUAAGUUUUCUUCUUGUCCUACCAGUAAGGGUGUCCCGAUCAAGAUUACAGUUGGAUGGGUAUUUGAUAUCACACCAUAUUAUCUUAGACUUGUGAAUUAAAUCAUAACAGACUUUGUGAUAUCAAGAAACUCAUCAUCCAAACCAAUCGAUAUUGUGAUAAAGCUGGUGAUUCACACCCCCCAUUUCAUGAUAUUACCUCUGUCAAGCUUCAGAUGGUGCUGUUUAACAAAUACAGUAGGUCACCUGACUGGGCUGCUAGCUGCAAUGAUGCUUAAGGCUGGUUUAUACUUCAACAAACAUGAGACAGCGGAUCGGUUAUUGGGAUAUUUUAGAGGUCUUUGUCUCAGAGUGUUCAUAGUGAGAGGAUGGCACGGGGAAAUUUCAUCAUAACUUCUUCCUCCACCCUCCCACAGUGCUCCCAAUGGAGCACAAGUCAUGCUCAUAGCUAAGCAUAUAAACAACCCAGUGAUAGCAAGAUAGACAAAGGUUGUUGUUUUUUUCUCACUUAUUAAUCGAGGACAGGUCCAGAUACGAUCAGGGCAAUUCCUACAUCUACAUAAACACUACGUUUUAUAUUUUUUAUAUUUCCUAUUUAUUUCAGGUCAAGUCAUAUCUUGUGUUAAGGUUCAGUAAACAAGCCAAAUGAAGCUGUUACAGGCAUCCUUUCACUUAAGCGGGUAGCAUGAGGACACCAGUCAUUUCAAUGUCCUCUGUUUCAUAUGGUCAUUGCAUUUGGCCACUUGAGUACCGUCCCUUGAGGACCCCCUUCAGCUCAGGGCUCUAGAUAAAUGCCUACCUGCCUGCCUGACAUCACUAAUACAAGACAGUUAACCCUAGACCAGAGGCAGUUCUCAUGCAAAUGUCUGCUGCUCGUUUUGACAAACUCGUCCACCUGUUACAUUCAGCACGUACUGACGCACAGCGUGCCGACCUGAGUCCUGGAGAGACCAUCGGUGACACUUCAAGCUUUGUAGAGAUGGUAUGUUUUGUUAAGCGGAGCUAGAGAUGCACCGAUCCGAUAAAUAUCAGUAUUGAAAAAAAUCUAGAUCGGAUAUUGGUGAACGUAGGGCCUCUAUUGCAUAUAUUCAGUCUAAUUUGACAUGGUAAGUCAAAAAUAUUUGUCAGAGACGGCAAUAGAGACUAGAAUAGAAACUGCACGGUAAAGUGUGCUAACACAUAGAGGAGAUAAAAUAUGUCAAAGCCAUGAGUUUUAUGUGAUAUAUUUUACAUUACUUUUUGAAUUACUAAUUGCUCUUUUUUACAUUGAAUGUUAUACUCUUAUACCCCUGAAGAAGGUAAAGUUGAGUUAUUUCUACCUGCUUCACUAAGCUUGUGAAGCUAUUCAUUUAUUUAGGGUUACUGUAGACUACGGGAGCACAGUGAUCAAAUGUAUAAUUCAGAACAUUUAAGUGUUUAAAAAAAGAGGAAACAAAUGUUUAAGUCAACUGAACAAUGUUUGUGAAAACGAAUCGGUAUUGUUCAGAUAUUUGUAUCGGACGUGAAAAAAGUGGAUCGGCGCAUCCCUAAGCAGAACUGUCCUACGCCUUUCCCCUGAGCUGCGUUAAUCCACUUCUCUGCCUGUUUGCUGUGAAAAAAAUGAAGGGGGAACGAUUGUCUCUGUGGUUAAAAAGGAAAAAUAAAGAUAAUGCAAGGAAUAAAACUAUGAACGCCCUUUUACUACCCACAACUACUAUUUCUAUUGUUCGUUGCAAGGAGCCAUUCAAAAGAUUCGGAGGGAUAACAGGUGGAAGCUACGCAAUUUUGUCAAUCAUCAUCGACAAAACGAGUGACUUGAAGUAUAAACCAGCCUUUACACUGAUAACAGGAAAUUGUUGUUCAUUGUUACAUGCUCUACUUUGGAUUGAAUGAUGCAAACAUCUUGGGUAGAUGAAAAUCUCUUGUUUGCCUCAUCCUUUUUUUUAUUAAAUUUGCUGCAACGAUGCUAACAGGUAAAAACAGCUUGCGCACCAUCGUAAAAAAAAUGUUCCGUACAUGAUAAAUCGCUGGCAUAAAUUUUUAUGUGGUCUCUAUUGUGAAUGCUGUAUUUCAGUUGUAAUUCAGUGCGAUUGAUUCAUGUGAAACCAUAGACAGUACUGACUCAGGAUCUGAGUGCCAGCUACUCCACUACAGAUCAGUGAAUGAUGCCUUAAUCAGUACUCUAAUCUGAUACCUGGGAUUGGCUCGGGACAUCCCUACUACUACUUGUUUAUCAGUUUGAUUUCAGUUCCUAAAUCCCAGUCUUAGCAGUUUUAUCUGUCUUUAGUUUAAACUCUUUGGGGAAUCGUCUCCCACAUCUCAGUAAAGCAGCUAAACAUUUUAUAUGAACGUAUGUAAAAACAGGCUUCAGUCAUCUCAAACCAGCUGCUCCAUUUACAUUGUUUUUUUAGAUAAUGCGAAGAGUCAGAAAGUGAUGACUACAUUUAGUUCCCAUGACUGUUCUGCUCAUGUAUUGGAUCUGACCAGAGCCACUGUCCGGCUCAACAAGUGUCAGAUAUCCACAGUGAAUCUGGAGUUGACCCCUGAAGUGCCAAUAAAUCUGAAGUGCAAAACAGU
Messenger RNA from Austrofundulus limnaeus, 5838 nucleotides. It is a transcript of the gene phf14, whose product is annotated as PHD finger protein 14. NCBI's taxonomy places the organism in Eukaryota, Metazoa, Chordata, Actinopteri, Cyprinodontiformes, Rivulidae. The record is from RefSeq and is a predicted model, not a curated record. Gene Ontology annotation, biological process: regulation of transcription by RNA polymerase II.